AUGGUUCAUUCCGGAACCGAUGAUUCUAGCAGAGUCCAUGGAUGUGCAUCUGGUUGCUGGAGGAUCAUAGGUAGAGCUGUAGUGUUAAGAUCGAAUCUUGGGCAGAAAAUUCUAGGAAUCAAGAGGAUUCUCAAGUUCUGCGAACAGCGAAAGCCUAGAGAGUACAGGCGUCAGGCGAGUGUGGGUGAUGGAAGAAUACACACUUCCAAAAGAUUGGGGAAAGGAGGAAUAGGUACUAAGUCAUGGAAGAGUACUAUCCCUAAAGAACAGCUCAGCUUGCCCGUUUAUGGAGUCGCUUUGGCUUCUGUAGAGAGGCAAGAUCGUUAUUAUGCAGAUACUAUCAUGAAAUCUUGGGGACCGAAAUGGCCAACCUACGCCACCAACGACGUCUACUCAAAGUUCCCUUCAGAUCUUGUCGACUUUAAAGAUCCCAAGUCCUCUACAAACGGAUAUUGUUUCUAUGUCAACAAGUUUGAUGCUGGUGGUGAGACAUGUGAGUGGCUGAUGACCCCGCAAGAUGAAGAUAGGAUGAUCUAUUCUAAGGUAACCGGGAAGAUCGUGGGAAAGGUGAGGACUUUUACUUGUUUGGAAUCAGUUAGUAGAGAAGAAGAAAUGGUUAGUUGGGUGAUGGAGGAGUAUUCAGUAUUGAUGAAUAUGAAGAAGGGGAAAGUAAUCUGUGUAAUCAAGCAAGGACGUUAUAACAGAUAG
Messenger RNA from Brassica napus (rape), 708 nucleotides. RefSeq lists its product as uncharacterized. Gene Ontology annotation, molecular function: DNA binding. The coding region runs from base 1 to 708 and encodes 235 amino acids. The transcript has 2 exons. Gene Ontology annotation, biological process: regulation of DNA-templated transcription. NCBI's taxonomy places the organism in Eukaryota, Viridiplantae, Streptophyta, Magnoliopsida, Brassicales, Brassicaceae. The record is from RefSeq and is a predicted model, not a curated record.